Molecule: messenger RNA, 696 nt
Organism: Cyphellophora attinorum
Lineage: Eukaryota; Fungi; Ascomycota; Eurotiomycetes; Chaetothyriales; Cyphellophoraceae
Exons: 1
Coding region: 1-696 (231 amino acids)
Molecular function (GO): acyltransferase activity, transferring groups other than amino-acyl groups
Source: RefSeq, a predicted model, not a curated record
AUGGGUGGCUCCGAGGUCCGCCUAGCCAAGCUAGCCGAUGUCUCCCAAAUGUCUGAAGUGUUUGCAUACGGCUUCGUCGACGACGACGUCUUCGGCCGCUGGAUGCACCCUGGCCGCCACGAGCACCCAGAAGACUGGUUCCGAUGGUGGCACGUUGAGGUUCGAAAGCAUGUCCUGGACCCUGUCGCGAGAUGCUUCGUUAGAACCAACGAGGAGGGCAUAAUAAUGGGGUGUAUGCUCAUGAAGCGUGUUGGCGAAGGAGCUAAAGCGCUGGGUGGGGCUGAAUCCUAUGCCGAUAUGCUGGUCCGGAAAAUGUACGAUGCCGACGAGUAUGCUGACAGCUUCACUGGAACGAAUCGAUCUGCCGAUCCUAAAGCCCUUGAAGCAUUUGAGCAGAAUUGGAAUGAGAUUGAGCAUCACUUCACCGGACCGCGAGCCGAGUCCUGGAUGAUUGAGCUGCUCUGCAUCCAUCCUAACGCACAGAAGUCCGGAUACGGCAAGGCUUUGAUCGAAGCUGCUAUUGCUGUAGCUCGGUCUGAGGAGCCGCCGUUGCCAUUGGCCGUCAUUGCGAGCGAGGUUGGCGAUGCUUUCUAUGAGAAGAUAGGCUUUCGUGAGAUUGGCAGGGCCAAUGUUGGUGCCAUGAGCGAGGUGGAGGGAGGCAGUCUCAAGUUCUAUGAGCAGCACUUGAAGACGUGA